AGCAAACGUUAGAUCUGCGGAAAGAUCGCUCGCGUACCACGGGUGCGGUAGGUAUCCACUCUCCGCAGAAGCCGAUAGCCCCAAUCCGGUGAGGCAUUGUGCUGCCACAUCUAGGCACGGCUGCGGAUAGGCCGGGCACGUCGUAUGGGACGACUGUCCAUCCAAUUGGAAUGAGCAGGGUAUCGUUAUUGCAUACUCGUCAUAUAGUUUGCUUAUCUGGGUCGACCGCUGCUCAGCUCUAAGCGAUGCAUACUACCGUUUAGACUGCAUCAGUUGCGUGGCAGUAGAACCUGAUAUACACCACCUCGUUCCCACCUCCCAGUUAGGGUUUUUGGUUCUCUCCAACCUCCUCUGCAGCAAACGUUUCAUACGUCCAACAUCAAACGGGCAAAGAAUGUCGCAGCAAGGAACCCAAGGACCUCCAUCUGGAGCAUCUGGGCAAGCCGGUCGAGGUCCUCCGUAUGCGCCUCUCAAUGCUGGUCUGGGUGGAACCCCUGCCAUUGUGCCUGACGUGCCUGUCGCCAUCAUCUUUCUCAUACUCUACCUGAUCUUUGGUGUUAUCCACAUCAAGAUCUUCAAGGGCAACAAGCAUCGCGGGCACAAGUUUAUCUUUAAUGGCGCUAUACUCGGUCUCUGCAAGAUCCGAAUCAUCACCAUGUCCUUGCGGAUAGCAUGGGCCAACUAUCCCAGGAACAUCGGACUCGCCAUCGUGGCCAACAUCUUCGUCUAUAUCGGUACCAUCAUCUUGUACGGAGUGAACUGGUUCUUCGUCCAACGCAUUGUCCGCUCCCAGCAUGCACGCCUAGGAUGGUCAACGCCGUACCGCAUCUUUCAUCGAGGCGGGCUUGUCCUACUUGUGGCCACUCUGCUUAUGCUCAUCACAAGUCAGAUCUGGCAGUUCUUCACGCGCGACCAAAGCAAGCUCAGUGCUUUUCACGACCUGUUCGUUCUCGCGCAGACAUAUUUCACGAUAUUCUGCUUUGCGCCAGCUAUUCUGGUCGGAAUCUCGCUCCUCGUUCCACGAACAGAAGUCGAGAAGUUCGGCGCUGGUCGACUGAGGUAUAACAUUGUCAUCCUACUCAUCUCGGUGUCUAUUCUUUCCAUCGGACAGAUAUUCCGCUGCGUUCUGGCCUGGAUUCCAGGAACCCCAUUGAUCGAUGUACAGCGCGAUGUCAUCCAGCUGCCGUGGUACCUGACGAAGGGAAGCUUCUAUUGCUUCAAUUUCGUCACCGAGAUCCUCGUCAUCAUCAUGUUUGCUGUCGUCCGAGUCGACCUACGUUUCUACGUGCCAAAUGGAGCAAGGAAGUCAGGUGACUACUCUAGAAGCCGCGUUGACUUGCACGACGAGAACGAGAAGAACCUCACCAUACCCCCGCCUACUCUUGCCCACCCGAUGGCCCACCAGAAUGACUCAAGUCAAACACUACACAGAUACCAGUCUUCAGUGUUCGAGGACACGCAGACACUGGCUGACUCACUACAAUACCCUCAUUCGACUCUAGAGGUGGACGACAAGACAGGCAGCUGGAAGGUCAAGCGUCUCUCGGGCGACUCAUCAAGAAGCCGCCACACUACCAUUUCUUUCGCAACCUCAUCUAAGACAACACUAAACGACAAGGCUUCGCGUCCUGAUAUCAAUGUGCCGCCAGUCCCUGAGCUUCCUGCAGAAUGGCCGUUGCCAGCUUCCACGCCACCGCCGGGUGCAAGUUCUGUUCUGGAGCAUACAAAUCCGCCAUCGCGUCGGGGCACCCCGCAACAACAGACCUACGAGCUUGAACAUCACCAAUUGAAUGAGUUUGAUGUAGGCGAUGCGGUUACCCACGCUUUGGCCAGGCUGGAGUCAAACAGUGAGAGACGUAGAGCCAACCCUUCGACCCCACCUCCAAGAUCUCAACGCAAAACGCCGGUACCGGUCUAUACGCCUACUAUGCCUUCUAAAGUUGGAAGUAGCUCGCCAUCCCGCAAAACCAGGAAGCGCGUCAGCUUCCCACAGACAGAAGUAAUCCGCAGCCGAGCAAAUAGCGCCAAUUCCCAGGGUGCAAGAACUCCAGCUAUUGAGAAGAUACCCGAACUUCCUAUCCAAAAGCCCGCCGAGUCAUCAAGACCAGCAUACCGAACUGGACCGACACGAACUCCUAGUCUGGAAAUUAUCUCCUUGCUGAACCACAUGAGCGGCGAUUCUACUCGCAUCCGAGACGCAUCGCUCCAGCGAACACGUGCCAGCUCAGUAGCAGCUUCAGAUGAGCCCAAGACCCCCGCUUCUUGCGAUCUUACACGACAGACAAGUUCAAAGUACAGUAAUGAUAAUAGCAGCGCAACAAGCUCCGAAGUGCGGGAGAAAGAACUGGCGAGGGAGGAAUUCCGUCGCUUCAGCUCAGAGGCCCCGCCCAGAUAGGGUUCGUUUCUUUUGAGCGCUACACACGAACUCACGAAUUUCCUUAACUUCUUGUGGUUUACCCAUCUUAUAUCGUUGUUUGACCCGCGUCUUUAGCAUGUAGUACCAAUGGUACGCUACGCGCACAGUGGUUCACAUAUCGUCCCCUCCCUGGACGCUUUCCUUAUUGUACAUACUUACAACUCAAUUCUGAGCAUUUCCUACAUAAGUAUCUUAGGCGUUUAGUAUUAUUAAAUUGAACUUUUAAUGCUGGUUGCCUGACGGCACGGCGUCUUCCAUAUAUCCGCUCCGGCUCGUUGUCUCCACCCGGUAUUUCAGGCAGCAACAUUGUUGCAACCACCAUU
This is a messenger RNA of Alternaria rosae, 2739 nucleotides long. RefSeq lists its product as uncharacterized. Bases 395 to 2395 code for a protein of 666 amino acids. The transcript has 3 exons. NCBI's taxonomy places the organism in Eukaryota, Fungi, Ascomycota, Dothideomycetes, Pleosporales, Pleosporaceae. The record is from RefSeq and is a predicted model, not a curated record.